Molecule: messenger RNA, 1027 nt
Organism: Eutrema salsugineum
Lineage: Eukaryota; Viridiplantae; Streptophyta; Magnoliopsida; Brassicales; Brassicaceae
Product: GEM-like protein 1
Exons: 4
Coding region: 56-817 (253 amino acids)
Source: RefSeq, a predicted model, not a curated record
UGUCAUAUAUAUUGAAAGAAGAAUCGCGAAGAAAAUCGUGAAUCGAAAUCAAAUCAUGAGUGGGCAAGAGAAUCACGAUGGCCGGAUCUCUACUCCCGCCGCGUCGGAGCCCAAAGCUCCUCACUCAUCUGAGUACGCUCCUUACCCUAAGCUCGAUCCUAACGAUGUCACUCCUCCUCCGCCUGCUCCCAUCUCCGGCGAUGCCGCCACCACCAUGCCGCCGGAGUUCAAUCCUUAUGUUUCUCCUUCCCCUGCACCUAAGAAUACGAUGGACUCGGUGAAGGAUACGCUUGGGAAAUGGGGGAAGAUGGCGGCGGAUGCCACCAAGAAGGCGGAGGAUCUCGCCGGAAACGUUUGGCAGCACUUGAAAACAGGCCCAAGUGUAGCCGAUGCUGCUGUUUCUCGAAUCGCUCAGGGGACAAAAAUACUUGCAGAAGGUGGAUAUGAAAAGGUGUUCAAGCAAACUUUUGAUUGCCUUCCUGAUGAGCAACUUCGCAAGACCUUUGCUUGCUACUUGUCUACAUCUGCUGGUCCUGUGAUGGGAGUUAUGUACCUUUCGACACACAAGCUUGCAUUCUGCAGUGACAAACCUCUCUCCUACAAAGAAGGUGACCAGACCCAGUGGAGCUAUUACAAGGUGGUACUUCCGGUGAACCAGCUAAAGGCAGUGAACCCAUCAACAAACAGAGUGAACACAUCUGAGAAAUACAUACAAGUGAUUUCCGUAGACAACCACGAGUUCUGGUUUAUGGGGUUUGUGACUUAUGAAACCGCUGUGAAGAGCCUUCAAGAAGCUGUGCAGUCACAUGGUCUAUGAGGGUCCACUGGUAAAUACAGAUCUUUUAGUGGUAUUGUGCAUUUUAAUAUGGAACAGUGUGUUUUAGUCGUUGAUACCGUUUCAGUUCGUUUUGUAGAUUUUGCCUCCUUGGCAUUUGAUCAUAUACAUUACUGUUGUUCAUUUGCUUCUGUAUGAUUGAAUUCUUAUUUGUUUACAAAUAAUAACAUUGAAUCUUCUCUUGUUCCGAUC